UUCUCCUCAAACCCUAACCCCUAGAAAACGCUAAACCCUCUCCUCCUCGGCGGCGGCGGCGGCGGCUCAAGCUCCUCGUCCACUCGGCAACAUGAGGCCACCUCGAGGACGUGGGGGUGGCGGCAGGGGAUUCGGGGGUAGAGGCGAUGGCUUCGGCCGCGGCGGUGGCGGUAGGGGAUUUGGGGGGAGAGGCGGGAGAGGGGACAGGGGUGGGAGAGGUGGAGGCGGUGGCAGGACGCCAAGGGGCCGCGGCGGUCGCGGCGGUGGUGGCAUGAGGGGCGGGAGCAAGGCGGUCGUGGUGCCGCAUAAGCACGACGGCGUCUUCAUCUCCAAGUCCAAGGAGGACGCGCUCUGCACCAAGAACAUGGCUCCCGGCGAGUCCGUUUACGGCGAGAAGCGCGUCUCCAUCCAGAACGAGGAUGGGUCAAAGGUUGAGUACAGGGUGUGGAACCCCUUCCGUUCCAAGCUGGCUGCUGCUGUGCUUGGCGGUGUUGACAACAUCUGGAUUGCUCCUGGUACUCGUGUGCUUUAUCUUGGCGCUGCCUCAGGUACAACGGUGUCUCAUGUGUCUGAUAUUGUUGGACCGACUGGGUUGGUCUAUGCUGUUGAGUUCUCUCACAGGAGUGGACGUGACCUUGUCAAUAUGGCAAAGAAGAGGACCAAUGUGAUUCCCAUUAUUGAGGAUGCUAGGCACCCGGCAAGGUACCGGAUGUUGGUUGGCAUGGUUGAUGUUAUCUUCUCGGAUGUUGCACAGCCAGACCAGGCUAGGAUCUUAGCUCUUAAUGCCUCGUACUUCCUGAAGAAUGGUGGUCAUUUUGUCAUUUCAAUCAAGGCGAAUUGUAUCGACUCCACCAUGCCUGCAGAGGCCGUCUUUGCCGCUGAAGUAGAUAAGCUGAAGGCCGAUCAGUUCAAGCCGUCGGAGCAGGUGACCCUGGAGCCCUUCGAGCGUGACCACGCCUGUGUGGUUGGUGGUUACAGGAUGCCCAAGAAGCAAAAGUCCACGUCCUAAGUUAUGGUGUUUUGUGCAUCAAAUCCAUGCCUUUAUCCAAGUGCGUUAGUGUUUUGUUGUAACAGCUAUUUGAAACUGACGCUGCGUUUACAGCAACCUGGUUUUUGUUAAACUUUGAGUAGAACUGGUUGAGUCAUGAUGAUAGUGCGUUGCGGUUCAGCUUCUGGGCGCACCGGCUGUUCA
This is a messenger RNA of Phragmites australis (common reed), 1192 nucleotides long. Its product is annotated as rRNA 2'-O-methyltransferase fibrillarin 1-like. The transcript has 7 exons. Gene Ontology annotation, molecular function: rRNA methyltransferase activity; RNA binding; histone H2AQ104 methyltransferase activity. Lineage: Eukaryota; Viridiplantae; Streptophyta; Magnoliopsida; Poales; Poaceae. The coding region runs from base 92 to 1009 and encodes 305 amino acids. The record is from RefSeq and is a predicted model, not a curated record. Gene Ontology annotation, biological process: rRNA methylation; box C/D sno(s)RNA 3'-end processing. Gene Ontology annotation, cellular component: small-subunit processome; box C/D methylation guide snoRNP complex; nucleolus.